AUAUACAUGACGCUUCCCUUAGACAAAGAUAAAGGCAGCCUUGAGACACAGACCAAGAGUUAAAAUGGAGGGUAAAAAUUCAUUACUUUAAGAAAUGAAGAUUAUUUUUUCUUUUCCUGUAAUUUUGAUGAGAUUUCACAUGGAUUCCCAGCUGUUGGCCUUUCUUCAUUAUUAGUUAAUAAGAACUCACCACAAGAUAUCAGAAGACUCAAUUCCCUUUGUUGAGAAGGAUGAUCUUCAUGAGUUCCUGUUGCCUAUCCAAAUGGCAGAUGAUACAGCUGGUCUGUCCUGUGUCUUUGUGCCUAGUGAUUCACCUGUUAGUUGCAGUGCAAAAUUACCAGCAAAGAUGAACAAACGUGUUCUGGAGGAGGAAGGACUGUAUGUCCGUGAAAGACCCCAUGUAUCAAAAAAACAAAUGAACAGGAUGGAGAAUCGGCUUCUUAAAGAGGGAAAACACUGGUUUGGCGAAGAUGGCAAUAUGAUUGCAUUGCCAGAUCCAGUAAGACAUUCUUGGAAUCAUAAACUGGAUUUCCCUUUCCUGAAUGAUGAUCUUGCUUUGAAAGCUGAGUAUGUUAAAGCAAGGGUAAACAAACCAGAGCAUUCUGUAAUGUUAUUUUCUGAAAUGUGUGGUCAAGUGUGCCAGCUGGAUCUAAAUAUUUCAAGCUUGAUUUUUACACAUCAUCCUCUAUUCAGUCCAGAGCAUGUGCUUGCUUCCAAGCUAAUUCAGCUUUAUGACAGCUAUCAAAGCAGAGAGCAAAGGAAUGUGACUGUCCUAAUGUCUGAAAAGCUACAAGCUUUAAGGCAUGCUGAAAGAAACUUGAGAAUGAAUGUGAAAGAAAGUUCUGCAUUUGUGAAAAAAAUAAAAUCUUUGGAGCAGCAAGUAAGAGAAACACAAAAGAUGUAUGAUAAGGAGAGACAGACAGAUCUCUUACUGAUGAAGAAUAUUAUACUCACCUGGAAUCACAUCAAGUCUCUGAGAAGAUUUAAUAAAUAUGUCAGUACAAAAGUAAAAUUACAAGUACAAAGGAGAGAAUUAGAACAAGGGACAGAUUCUUCACCGAACAAUGGAUAUCACCCUAAAGAAACAGGCAAUUUAAAGGUAGUGGGACAGAAAUCCAGGAACUGUGACCAAGAGAUAGAAAUCUCACAAGUGUAUACCUGUGAGGAUCUUAAAAAACUUGAAGAUUGUGAAACCCCAUAUCAAGCUGCAACUUUUCAAAACAUACAAAAAGAGAGAGUUUCAGAGAAGUGGCAAAGACCAAGAGAGCCUAUCUUAGUUCCAGUGCUUACGAUGAAUGAAGUAGUCACUCCAAUGCAACUCUGUCCACAUGAUGAGCAGAAGAGAAGAUGGGAUGUACAAAAGCACAAGCUCAUUGUAAAUAUAUUUUGCAAUGAAAAGCAUGUUUCUUCCUCCAAGAAAAUCAACCUCAAUAAUGAUUUCAGGGUUGACUUUCAGCAGAUUUUUAGUAUUCUAAUAAUAAACUGUCCAGAAUACCUAAGGUUGGAGGUUUCCGAGUUUACACAUAAAGACACCAAUGUUCUGGCUAAUAUCUAUGUGCCAUUUCCAGACAGAAAUUUGCUGUCAAGCAAUGCUAAACCUGAAUGCUCUGAAUUUAGCAGUGACCGGAUCGUUGCACCUCAGCACGAAGGAGUGGGAAGCAAUGUACUCUUCCAUUUGGAUAAGCGAGAACCAGCAAAGAUUUGUUUACUUACUUCUGGGAAACUGCUUUAUUCUUUGUCAUGGGCUGUAGAUAAGGACGGCUUUCCUAUGGCACCAUCAAUGCCCCAGACAGAUGUUAUUUUUAAACAACUGAGUGCAACACAGAAGACUUGGCGUAGCAAUAAAGGAAACCUCUUAGAAUCAAUUAAACAUUUUUACUUUGAUCCAAACGAUCCUACAAAUGUGGAACUGACAGAACUUAUUAAGCAAUCCACUGGAGACAGUCAUCCUGCUCCAGAUUAUUUUCGGCUAGGAUCUCUUCAGGAAGAAUUCAGCUUUGUGACAGAUGAGCAGUUACGAGAGUCCAAACGCUUCCGUCUUCUGGAAUUGAGGAAUUUAGAUGUUUUUGAAUUCUCUGGCCUCAAACAGGUGCCACUUCAUGAUGGAGACAUUUCGGAUUCAAUGUUUGAGGAUUGUGAGAUAUCCCACCAGACUGCAACUACUUGUGAUGAAGACCCAAUUACAGCUCAAAGAAUGCAUUCUUUUAAUUAUGUGAAAAAGGUGCUGAAACAAACAAGAAAAAGAUUGGCUAGGGUCAAGAAAAGAUAUAAACUAUCAGACAUUGUCACAGAAUAUCAAGAUGCUGAAAACAUUGUGGAACUAAAUUUCAAUAUGUUCAAGAGAGCGCAUCCCUUAAAGCCAAGGAGAGAAAACAGGAAAAGCAUACCUGCGCAUACUCUGAGAGAUGGAGAUCUCAAGAUUCAUGUCGGCCUGCGGAGCGCACAGAAUAUCCCAGUGCGCAAACAGACACUGCUCAGGCAGCCCAUUUUCCAAGGAUCAGCUUGUUCUCUAUCAAGAAUAUCCAGCAGUAGACACUUCUUUAAGAAAUGCACUUCAGAGACUGAAAUCCCAAAGGUUCAGGUGAGACCAUCUGCUGAAAUUACAUUUCAGGAGUCUGUUCAUGAAACUAUCACAGCAAAUGGGCCAAACCCAUACUGGAAUGAAGACUUUUUCCUGGAUUUCAAGUCAGUUGGAGGCGAUUACAGGCUUUCAAGUUUAUCAAAAAUAAAGGAUAAUAUAAUUAUUAAUGUUUUUGAUGAAAUAUCUUUAGAGGUAAAGGAGAGCAACACCCUUAAAGGCUGUAGCCUUCAAACCUAUUCUGGAAAGCAGUGGCUGGGAUGUGUUGUUCUACCCUUUACAUCUAUACUUCAGCAAUCAAAGGUGAAUAACAUCUUACGUAUCAGUACUCCACCAGUCCUGCUGGGAUACACAUGGAGUACGGAAGAAAACUUCCCUGACAUGAGAGGAAGUGAAAAUGAAUCUUGCUUUUUGUCAGUUUUUGUUACACUCGAUCCUCCAGUUUCUGUAAAAGAAGAUGCUACAGGAAAGGACUGUGAACAAAAACCCCUGUGGUUGUUUCCUACAAGUGAAGAUAGAAAGCUAUUAGAGAUGGUGUAUGCAUUUGAGAAACAAUGCAAGGCUGCCAACCCUGAGAGGAGGGUUGUAACUACUGUUGUAAAUGAAGAAGGCAAAAAGAUUCUCGCAACAAGAUUCAUAAAACCACUGCCUCCUCCCCCAGAGCUCCUGCACGAUGACAUGGAUACAUCUUCAGACCAUGUGGUUUCAUUUGUAUCUUUAAUUCCACUGCUGCCCUUCUCCACAGAUGUUGGAGAAGAAUGUGAAAUGUGGAUCACUUCUGAGCAAUGCAUUCAUUUGGCUGUUGGGAAUAGAGUCAGCUUAGCUAUUCUACUGUGCAACUAUUUUCUUUAUUUGGGCAAGAAGGCUUGGCUGAUCCUUGGAACAUCUGUUUUGAAGGGAGAAACAGCUUAUGUGUUGACUCAGGAAAUGAAAAAGUAUAUCCUUUGGAAUCCAAGUGAUGGAAAAUGUUUUGAGCAAUUUGACAUGUUUUGUCCACUGAAAACAGUUGAUUGCUUAAUUAAUGGUCAAAAUAUAUGGUUCAAUUCAGCAGACAACAGCGUGAUGUCCAUGUGUUUUGAUGUGUCAAAGGACUCCUCAUGGAAGCCCCUGUUUCCAUCUGAUUUUGUUCUUUCUGAGUAUGCACCUUUGCAGACAAAACACAAUUAUUUUACAUCAAACAUGGAAAAUGUCAAACAACUACAGAAGAGAAUUGAAAAAACCUUGAAAAAAUGCAUAAUGGAUUGGAGAGUACAACACCGGACAAGAUGGAACCACCAGUGCAUUGCUUUGCUCCAGGAGUUUCUUACAAAACUGGAACACUACUCUGGUGCUUCGAUUAUAGAAGAGGAAUCAAGGAAGAUUUACAGGAAGAUGAAAGAAUACAAGGUUACAGGCUUCCCUCUUCAUAUACCUUAUGUUGAUAUGGAAACAGUAAUUGAAACAGUCUACAGUACCAGGAUUCACAGUACUGAAAUUCCUGAAACGGAAUUUGCUCUUGCAGUUUAUAUAAAUCCAUAUCCAAACAAUAUCCUGUCACUCUGGAUUUUUCUUGCAGCCCUGGUCAAACAUUAGCAAGGAAGUUUUCAAUUGUCAGGAGGAAAUGGGCAUUGCUACCCAUAAAGAAAAAAUGUUUCCUGUUAAUGACCAAUGUUUCCUCAACAAAGAUCAUAAUAAUUAACAAAGUUUUAAGAAUAAACAGAUUGAUAUAGAAAAUAUUAAAGUGCAAGAUAAUAUCAAAA
This is a messenger RNA of Lepisosteus oculatus (spotted gar), 4317 nucleotides long. Lineage: Eukaryota; Metazoa; Chordata; Actinopteri; Semionotiformes; Lepisosteidae. The record is from RefSeq and is a predicted model, not a curated record.